Molecule: messenger RNA, 906 nt
Organism: Alternaria metachromatica
Lineage: Eukaryota; Fungi; Ascomycota; Dothideomycetes; Pleosporales; Pleosporaceae
Exons: 1
Coding region: 1-906 (301 amino acids)
Source: RefSeq, a predicted model, not a curated record
AUGUGGGAUACAAGCGUGGCUUACUUCACUGAUUCGUACGUCAGUGACUGGGGUGAUAGAUGUGUGGACCCUAAGAACUACUGGCAGAAAAUUGUGACGGAGUACACCGCCCUGCAAUUGACCUACGAGAGUGAUCUUCUGCCAGCUAUUGCAGCUGUCGUUGAUAGAAUGUCGCGGCUGCAAAGAGUAGACGACGUUUACAUUGCAGGAUUAUGGAAGAGUAGCAUACUCUCGGAUCUGCUGUGGAGCACACAGGAUAACAAACCGCGCCCUUCCCGAGUGGCUCCUUCUUGGUCUUGGGUAUCAGCGCAAAACUCAGUGAUCUUCUGGGAUGAUUUUGAGUUCACUGAACAGGUCAAAAUCGUCACUCUGGAUUAUACUAUCGUUGGUCCUGCUAAUCUUGGAGAGGUCACCAACGCUAGCAUCAUUUUGACGGUGCCUGUGCUCAACUUGACAGGCUUUGAUGAGCUUGAUGCCGCCGAGAAAGGAGAACGGAGAUGGAGUACACGUUUUAAAGACAUCACAAAGUCGGCUCCGGUUAUGGAGCAGUUCCGGCAGAACAACCUGGAAAUCUCCAACACUUGGUUUUAUCCCGACUACGAUCUGACCACCGCCAAUCCUCCAUUCAAAUGCGGAUGUAUCAUCAAGCUCUUGGUCGCGAGAGACUCCGAUGCCGACAUGGGCGGUAUUGUCAUUCAGCAAACGUCCAAGAACCCUCCAGAGUACAAGAGAAUAGGCUUUCUUGGAGUCGGCGUCAUCAUGACGAAAUCUGAGAUGGUUGGAGAGAAAGAGGAAGAUCUAGUAAGAAGUGACUAUGAUGGUGAAGAGAAAGCUAGAGUGAGAAAAGGAGAAUAUAUGGGACGUCUAAUAAUGUCGCUGCCUAUGGAAGAAGUGAAGAUUGUUUGA